UCCUCACAAAGUUCUCAAUAUAAUCUUCUCCUUUUCCAACAAAGUGGUAUCAGAGCUUAGGUUCUGAGAAUAAAUUAUUCCAUAGUUAUGGCGGUCAAUGGAGCGGCAUCCUUCCAAGUUCCACUUCUCAAAGGGAGUACCUAUGAUAAUUGCUUCAUCAAAAUGAUGGCUCUUCUUGGAGCACAUGAUGUUUGGGAGGUUGUUGAAAAAGGCUAUAAGGAAUCACAAGAUGAGGAUUCCUUAACUAAAGCACAAAGAGACACUUUGAAGGAUUCAAGAAAGAGAGACAAAAAGGCUCUCUUCCUCAUCUACCAAGCAUUGGAUGAAGAUGAGUUCGAGAAAAUUUCAAAUGCAACAUCCGCUAAGGAGGCAUGGGAGAAGCUUAAAACCUCUUGCCAAGGAGAAGACAAGGUAAAGAAGGUACGUCUCCAAAUUUAAGAGGCGAGUUUGAAUCCUUGCAUAUGAAAGAGUCAGAGUCUAUUUUUCUAGAGUUAUCUCUAUCUCAAAUCAAUUAAAAAGAAACAGUGAAAAGUUAGAAGAUGUGAGAAUUAUGGAGAAGAUACUCCGAUCAUUAGACCCCAAAUUCGAGCAUAUUGUUGAGAAAAUUGAAGAAACCAAAGAUUUAGAGACUAUGACAAUAGAGAAACUUCAAGGAUCUUUGCAAGCUUAUGAAGAGAAGCACAAGAAGAAGAAAGAUAUCACCGAGUAACUCUUCAAGAUGCAACUAAAAGAGAAAGAUGAAGGUCAAAGAAAUGAGAGGAUCCAACAAAGUCAAGGUAGAGGAUCCACUUAAAAGAAUUGUAAAUUUAUCAAUUGUGCUAUA
Messenger RNA from Medicago truncatula (barrel medic), 823 nucleotides. RefSeq lists its product as uncharacterized. Bases 88 to 438 code for a protein of 116 amino acids. The record is from RefSeq and is a predicted model, not a curated record. Lineage: Eukaryota; Viridiplantae; Streptophyta; Magnoliopsida; Fabales; Fabaceae. The transcript has a single exon.